This is a messenger RNA of Capronia coronata CBS 617.96, 1488 nucleotides long. RefSeq lists its product as uncharacterized. The transcript has a single exon. NCBI's taxonomy places the organism in Eukaryota, Fungi, Ascomycota, Eurotiomycetes, Chaetothyriales, Herpotrichiellaceae. The record is from RefSeq and is a predicted model, not a curated record. Gene Ontology annotation, cellular component: membrane. Gene Ontology annotation, biological process: transmembrane transport. Bases 1 to 1488 code for a protein of 495 amino acids. Gene Ontology annotation, molecular function: transmembrane transporter activity.
AUGGCAGCACCUAUCAAAUCCAUUGCCGAUCACGCCCUCGAUACAAUGCCGGCAAAAGGGGAGGGCAAAAUCGCCGAGCACUCAUUGACGGUGUCCGAACAUGACAAGUCCGAGGAGCGCAAGAUUGUGAUGAAGACGGACGCGGUCAUCCUCACGUUCAUUGUCCUCCUCGCAUUCCUGAUGUUUCUGGACAAAAACUGCCUCGCGUACGCCAACAUACUGGGAAUGGUGAAAGACACUCACCUCAAGGGACAAGAGUACAGUUGGCUGGGGAGUGUAUUCUACUUUGGGUACCUCGGCGGGAUGCCCAUCUCUGCAUUCCUCAUCACCAAGCUGCCGGUUGGCAAACUGUUUGGGGUUUCAGCCGUCCUCUGGGGCGGUACAUUGAUGUGCAUGUCUGCCUGCCAUAACUUCGCAGGCUUGGCCACGGUCCGGUUCUUUCUUGGGUUGCUGGAGUCUCCAGCCUUCCCAUCUGCCAUGAUCCUUAUUGGUAACUGGUGGCGACGGUCCGAGCAGCCACUACGCACCGCUCUUUGGUACAACACAUUUGCCGGCAUCUUUGGAGGUUUGCUCGCCUUCGGCAUCAACAACAUCCACGGCCACCUGGCCAACUGGAGGUAUCUCUUCCUGAUAUACGGUUCAGCCACCAUCAUCGUCGGCACGCUAGCUUUCUUCUUCCUACCCGUGUCGCCAGCAACCGCCUGGUUUUUGACUCCUCGGCAGAAGGAAAUUGCCAUCGCCCGCCUCGCGGACACUCAACAGAGGCACAACAACGACCAUGCCACCAAAUUCCAGAUCGGCCAAUGCGUCGAGGCUCUGAUUGACCCCAAAUACUGGGUUCUUAUUGUUUUCGUCGUCGCUCAGGGCAUCACGGCCGCAGGCAUAACUAAUUUCAACCCCCUCAUCAUCAAGGGGUUUGGGUAUUCAACGCAACGCACAAACUUACUGGCUGCACCCCAGGCUGCAGUCGGCAUCGUUGGCCAAGUGGCCCUCUCCAUCCUUGCCUACUGGAUCCCAAACACGAGAUGUUUGUUUUGGAUUAUAGGGACACUGCCAGCUCUUGCAGGUGCCAUCAUCAUUCACUCUGUGGAUGUCAACACCCAACGCCCGGUGGCACUCGGUGGCGUGUACCUGAUGGGCUUUUAUAACGUUGGCUUCGUCAUGGCCAUGGCAAUCGUCACCGCCAAUACUCGUGGCAGCACCAAGCGACCUUUUGUCAACGCGUCCAUGGGCAUUUGGCUUGCGGUGGCUGAGAUCGUUGGUCCGCAGUUCUUCCGAGCGAGCCAGGCCCCCUACUACCAGCUUGGUAUCUGGGCCCUUGUCGUGUCCUAUGCCGUGAUGAUUGCCACUGGUGGUUUGUACUGGUUGCUGGCCGUCCUCGCGAACAGAUCUCGUGAUCAUGCAAUGCCUGGUCAUGACCUCGGCGAGGUCGACGUGGAUGAAGAUCUCACAGAUGUACAGAAUAAGGCUCAUAGAUAUUCUUACUAG